AUGGCUCCGAAAACGGACUCACUUUCUAGUUCAACGAGCAGCGAUCGUUCUGUCAACUCUAGCGAACAGACGGAGUCACCUUCUAGUUCAACGAGCAGCGAUCGUUCUGUCAACUCUAGCGAACAGACGGAGUCACCUUCUAGUGCAACGAGCAGCGAUCGUUCUGUCAACUCUAGCGAACAGACGGAGUCACCUUCUAGUUCAACGAGCAGCGAUCGUUCUGUCAACUCUAGCGAACAGACGGAGUCACCUUCUAGUUCAACGAGCAGCGAUCGUUCUGUCAACUCUAGCGAACAGACGGAGUCACCUUCUAGUGCAACGAGCAGCGAUCGUUCUGUCAACUCUAGCGAACAGACGGAGUCACCUUCUAGUUCAACGAGCAGCGAUCGUUCUGUCAACUCUAGCGAACAGACGGAGUCACCUUCUAGUUCAACGAGCAGCGAUCGUUCUGUCAACUCUAGCGAACAGACGGAGUCACCUUCUAGUGCAACGAGCAGCGAUCGUUCUGUCAACUCUAGCGAACAGGUGUGA
Molecule: messenger RNA, 531 nt
Organism: Pecten maximus
Lineage: Eukaryota; Metazoa; Mollusca; Bivalvia; Pectinida; Pectinidae
Exons: 11
Coding region: 1-531 (176 amino acids)
Source: RefSeq, a predicted model, not a curated record